GCGGAAUUUAAGGCAAGGCUUAACGAGCAGAUGAUGGUCGAGGAUGAAGAGGACCCCCAGGGCGCAGGGUCACGUGAGGGACGCAGGACCGGUCAAGACGAGGCUAGGUAUGAGGGGAAGGAUAAUAUCCACAGAGGAACGCCUAGUAAGAAGGAGAAGGACAAGAACGACCUCCCGACGGAGGAGACGGAAAACGCUAUGACCCCACCCGCCAUCGACAGCGGCAUUAGCAGAUUGCCCGCCACGCCGAAAGUAACAGGGGCAUGUGACAGACUCUGGAACCUUAGGGAAAGAGUGCUAGGAUGGUUCAACCCAGAAGGAACGCCGAAAACCAGGGAGAAGCAGAGGGAAAGCAAGGUAGGGGAAGGGACCAGUGCGGCCGGGGAAGCAGGUGGCUCCGAAGAUGGUCUCAAGAGGGUAGUCGCCACCCUCACCAGGACACUAAACAAGAACCAGGGGUAUCUCGCAGAUGCAAAGAAGAAACUCACGUUCGAUGGGGCCAACAUUACGGAGUUUCUAAUAGACUAUGAGAACCUAGCAGCCUUACUGAAAUGGACGGAAGAGGAAAGGAUGGAGCACCUGGGGCAGCACGUGUCGCUAAGCUUGGGAAGGGACAUUAUGGCCAUCGUCGCCUCCAACUUGUACUCAGGAUAUGAUCAGUUGUCGCUCGAUGCGAGGGAUAGAGCGUACACCGCAAUGCACACCCCUGUAGGGCAGCUGCAGAUGCAAGUGACCCCUAUGGGUUUUACAAAUGUGGUAGCAGAGGCGCAGAGAAGGAUGCUCGCCGUCGCAGGGGAUAUGUUUCCGGAAAAGUGUGAACCGUAUAUAGAUGAUAAUCCCGUAAAAGGCGCAAGGUACAAGGACGAGACGGAGGUCGAGCCGGGCGUACGAAAGUUUAUCUGGGACCACCUGCAGGAUAUUAAGGACCUACUCCAGCGAUUCCUUGUUUACAAUAUUACUGCAAGCGGACCCAAGAGCAUCCUGGCCGUCCCGGAGGUAACCAUACUGGGAUUUUGUUGCGGAGCUUAUGGGAGGAGACCCGACCCAGCAAAGACGUAUAAGAUCUCCCAGUGGCCGACACCCCUGCGUACCACGACGGAAGUACGAGCCUUCCUAGGGGUGGUUGGGUUGUGGAGGAUCUUCAUCAAAGGAUUCGCAAAGAUAGCAGAACCUAUCCGCGCGAUGAUUAGGGAAGGUGGCACUAUGGAUUGGACCGAGGAUAGGGAAGAGGCAGCCCAGACCCUGAAAGACAUCUUGUCAUCCGAUCAGGUCACACUAGCAGCAUCCUAUUUCAAUGACGAGGCAUACCUGUUCGGAAGGCGAUUUAUCCUAAGGAUCGAUCCCACCAACGUUGUCGGGGCCCUAAAGAACUACAAGCCUAUAGAUCCGACCGUUGGCGGAUGGAUAGGCUUCAUAUGGCAAUUCGACUAUAAGGUCGAGCGAAUUGCAGGCCUUCGAAAUAGGGCAGAUGGGUUGAGCAGGGUAUGUAUCACGCCAGAAGGGGUAGAGGACGAGGACCCAAUUCACGCCUUCCUGGAGUACGAAGGAGGGACCCUUGUUGUGGAUAAUGAGAUGGUAGAUCCAGCAAUUACAACAGGUCAGUUGUUGAUUCAGACCUUGGAAAAGGGCGCACCUGCAGUGGUUGCGGAACUCAGGGAAGGACCAGUCACCACGGUCAGGCGUAAAGAGGAGAAGGACUCGUCGGGAGCAGAAGUAGGGGCCAGGGAAGAAUUGAUGGCGAUGACCGUGGAAGGGGGACGGGACGCCGUAAUGAUGUUGGCCGAAACCUGGGCGCAGAAGGAGUGUCAGUACCUAGUCAACCUCACUCGGGAGGAGCAGGGUACGGAUCAGAAGGAACAGGAGUUCUUCCUCAUACAGAUGUACGAGGGCGUCUUCAAAGAAAUCGGUCUGCUACUUGUAGGGAACAAACAACCCACGGAAGUCAGUCCCAAGGCAAGGAAGAAAGUCAAAAAGUAUGUCCUAAGAAAUGRCCACMUGUUCAAGAAAGAGGWAGGGAUGAUACCUAGGCGUSUCGUUUGUGGGAGGUCUAGGAAGCUGGACGUAAUCCAGGCAAUGCAUGACGGGCUAGCUGGAGGUCACCGGUCGUCCAAGGGGACACUUGCAAAGAUCGUGCCCCUGUACUUUUGGCCAGGGAUGGCAGGCAUGGUCGCAACGUAUUGUCAAAUGUGUCUGAUAUGUCAAGAAAGGAGCGUCGUACGAGUUUACGAUCCCCUUAGACCCACCCGGGCACUGGGACCCGGACACCUUGUUCACCUCGACCUUGCCGUUAUGCCCGUAUCAACGGAUGGGUUUAGAUACAUCUUGGAUGCAAGGGAUAAUCUCAGUGGCUAUAUAGAAGCCAUAGCCCUCAAGAAGAAGACGGGGAAAGCGGUGGCCGACUGGGUGGAAGAUUUCUACCUAAGGCACCCCUUCGUGUGCAGGUUUAUAGCAGACAAUGGGACAGAAUUCGUUAACCAGGAAGUGUUGAACAGGCUUAAGACACUAUGUGUACCGAUCAAGAUAACCGAGCCCUACCAUCCUGAGGCAAAUGCACCAGUAGAAAGGGGUCACCGGACUUUGAAGAACACAAUCGCAAAGUUGGCAGCAGAUAAUUUGGGAAGUUGGUCAUGGUUUCUCAAGCAGGCAAUCUUCGCCGAGAACAUGACUCCAAAAAGAACAACGAGAUGUAUUCCAGCAGAACUCUGGUAUGGAAGGGAGAUCGAUUUUCCGAUAGAAGCUUUGGUCCAUACCUGGAACAGGCUAGAUGACGAUCCACACUUGAGCAUGGAAGAGUUAAUCACCGCACGUUGUCAGCAUGUCGCCAGGAAUGAGGAGGCACUCGAGGAAGUAGUCAAUCGUGUGACGGACAGCCGAAUGAGGGAUAAAGCAAGAUAGGACCAGGGCCAGGCAAGAAGAAGGAAGACAACAAAAAUAAAAUGGAGUUUGGGAAUGAAAAUGACGGCAAUGC
Chara braunii is the source of this 2968-nucleotide messenger RNA. The record is from the annotation of a GenBank genome assembly. Lineage: Eukaryota; Viridiplantae; Streptophyta; Charophyceae; Charales; Characeae.